This is a messenger RNA of Salvia miltiorrhiza (redroot sage), 1393 nucleotides long. Its product is annotated as probable aquaporin PIP1-4. The coding region runs from base 283 to 1143 and encodes 286 amino acids. Gene Ontology annotation, cellular component: plasma membrane; plasmodesma; vacuole. NCBI's taxonomy places the organism in Eukaryota, Viridiplantae, Streptophyta, Magnoliopsida, Lamiales, Lamiaceae. The transcript has 3 exons. Gene Ontology annotation, molecular function: water channel activity. The record is from RefSeq and is a predicted model, not a curated record. Gene Ontology annotation, biological process: transmembrane transport; response to water deprivation.
GAGGGUGGUGGGCGGCGGUCUCAAUUUCAUCAUCAAAAAUGAAUCAUUCUGCACAAAAUAUGGCCUCAAUUCGCCAGAGUGGCUGCCGACCAAAUGCAACGUCGUUUUCCUUCAAAACCCACAAUGAAAAAAUAAAACCCCACAAUUAUUAUUAGUGGUCGGCUAUAUCAUACUCAUAAAUUCGCUCAUCAAUGGCCCCACCCCCUCCCCCAUUUCUCCGUAUAAAUCCCCAACCGCCAUAAUCAAACACAAUCACUCACUAAUCUUGUUUGAGUUGCAGAGAUGGAGAACAAAGAGGAGGACGUGAGGGUCGGAGCCAACAAGUUCCCGGAGCACCAGCCCAUCGGCACGGCGGCGCAGAGCCAGGACAAGGACUACAAGGAGCCGCCGCCCGCCCCGCUCUUCGACGCCUCCGAGCUAGCAUCGUGGUCGUUCUACCGAGCUGGGAUCGCCGAAUUCAUCGCCACCUUCCUCUUCCUCUACAUCACCGUGCUCACCGUCAUGGGCGUCAGCAAAUCCGACUCCAAGUGCGCCACCGUCGGCAUCCAGGGCAUCGCCUGGGCCUUCGGCGGCAUGAUCUUCGCCCUCGUCUACUGCACCGCCGGAAUCUCCGGCGGCCACAUCAAUCCCGCCGUCACCUUCGGCCUCUUCCUCGCCAGGAAGCUGUCGCUCAACCGCGCCGUCUUCUACAUGGUCAUGCAGUGCCUCGGCGCCAUCUGCGGCGCCGGCGUCGUCAAGGGCUUCGGGAAGACCCUCUACAUGAGCAAGGGCGGCGGCGCCAAUACGGUGGCGCACGGCUACACCAAGGGCAGCGGCCUCGGCGCCGAGAUCAUCGGCACUUUCGUGCUCGUCUACACCGUCUUCUCCGCCACCGACGCCAAGCGCAGCGCCAGAGACUCCCAUGUCCCCAUAUUGGCUCCGUUGCCUAUCGGAUUCGCGGUGUUCCUGGUACAUUUGGCGACAAUUCCGGUCACCGGAACCGGCAUCAACCCGGCUCGGAGUCUCGGAGCCGCCAUCAUCUACAACAAGAGCCACGCCUGGAACGACCAUUGGAUAUUCUGGGUGGGACCUUUCAUUGGAGCGGCGCUGGCAGCUCUCUACCAUCAGGUGGUGAUAAGGGCCAUUCCGUUCAAGUCCAAGUGAUCUAUCAUUCAAAAAUCAUCCAAUUUGUAGAUGAAUAAUUAAAUUGCAUUCUCUCAAAUCGUUUUCUCCUAGUGUUUUUUUUUUUUAAUUAUUAUUUGGUAUUUGCUUUCUGUUCGGUUUGCCAGCUUGUUGUAUUGUAAAUUAUGUGGUUUGUAUUGAGAGGCCAUGUGAGUAGGCCAAGGCAUAAGUCGCCGACCGUUGUAAUAUCAGAAAGGGGUUUUAUUUAUUUGAAUGAAAAAUCCCUAGCUAC